Messenger RNA from Gregarina niphandrodes, 525 nucleotides. RefSeq names its product putative RNA-binding protein. Bases 1 to 525 code for a protein of 174 amino acids. The transcript is spliced from 3 exons. The record is from RefSeq and is a predicted model, not a curated record. Lineage: Eukaryota; Apicomplexa; Conoidasida; Eugregarinorida; Gregarinidae. Gene Ontology annotation, biological process: mRNA splicing, via spliceosome. Gene Ontology annotation, molecular function: RNA binding. Gene Ontology annotation, cellular component: catalytic step 2 spliceosome; U2 snRNP; precatalytic spliceosome.
AUGUCCUCUGCCCAUAGUCAGAUACAGAAAAUUAAUGACCUAAUCACACUGCAACUGAAGGACCCCCUUGGACCCAGCUUCCACGACUCAUAUAAGGACAGCUGCUACAUCUUUGUUGGCGGUCUUGAUAUUCGUAUGACGGAAGGAGAUGUUAUGAUUGUGUUUUCCCAGUGGGGUGAAAUAGUAGAUAUCAACUUGAUCCGCGACCGCGAGACUGGGGAGCCCAAAGGUUUCGGAUUUCUGGCGUAUGAGGACCAGCGGUCGACAGUGCUCGCUGUCGACAAUGGUAACGGGAUGCGUUUGCUAAACCGUACCCUGAAAGUGGACCAUGUGAGGAACUACGCCGUGUUUCUCAAGGGAGAAGGCGCUGAGCAGGAAGCCCGCACCAGGGAACAAUCUUCGCCUGAAAACGAGCUAAAAAACGAGGUCAAAAACGAGGUCAAAGAAGAACGAGGUCAAGAGCUCAGGGACAAGGAGUCGGUGCAGCGCGGCCAUCGCGCGAUCGCUAACCAACAUAGUUAUUGA